Messenger RNA from Herpailurus yagouaroundi (jaguarundi), 2057 nucleotides. RefSeq names its product mitochondrial transcription termination factor 2 (gene MTERF2). The transcript is spliced from 3 exons. Gene Ontology annotation, molecular function: double-stranded DNA binding. Gene Ontology annotation, cellular component: mitochondrial matrix. NCBI's taxonomy places the organism in Eukaryota, Metazoa, Chordata, Mammalia, Carnivora, Felidae. Bases 636 to 1805 code for a protein of 389 amino acids. Gene Ontology annotation, biological process: termination of mitochondrial transcription; regulation of DNA-templated transcription. The record is from RefSeq and is a predicted model, not a curated record.
CCCUGCCCCACUCAUGCUCUGUCUCUCUGUCUCUGUCUCUGUCUCUCAAAAAUAAACAUUAAAAAAAAAAAUUAAAAUGGGUGGUUGUGAUAACUUAAUAAAUUUUCUGAAUACUCUGUAAGUAGUUUAUGGUAUUAGCCCAAUUUAGAAUUCACAGGCACCCAGGAUGUAGGGUCCCGGUUUUCCUGACACUCCCCACUGAGGCUCAGAAAGGUGACAUGACUUCCUUAAGUCACAGCACAACUAAUGACCAGGAGUUAAGCCCAUACAGAUCACAGUUUUAGCCACCACAUUAGGAUGCCUCACCAACUUGGUUUCUUCGUUUAGUUUCAGUUAACAAAUACUGAUUUUGUUCCCCUGUGGACCAAGUUCUUUGCUGGGUGCGAGAGACAGAGCAGAACGGCACACAGACCUUGCCCUCCCAGUGCUUGCAGAGAGUCUGUGGCUCUCACUAGGUUCUCCAGUGCUGUUUGUGAUACCAAGUUUAUUGCAGGGACAUGACAAGAUCACAUUUUGAGAAGUUGGAGAGAAGCUCAAGUGAUUAACUGAAGCCCUGGAUGAAAACAGGAUCUCUAAAGAGAAACUGUAAGGUGCAAUAAGUACCUUCUGAGUCCCAGGACGGUGGCAAUUAGCCAAUGGUUGCAGGCAUGUUGUGGAAGUUGCUGAUAAGAUCCCAGCCCUGCAGGCUGUGUUCUUUCAGAAAGAUGCUAUCGGCUCCAAAAUACAGACCCUUUCUAGCGUGCUUCACCUAUACAAAUGAUCAUCAGUCAAACAAAGAAAAUAAAAGAACAGUGGAAAAGCUCUAUAAAUUUUCAGUCGACAUCAGGAAAAUUCGCAGACUAAAAGGAUGGGUACUUUUUGAGGAUGAAACCUAUGUUGAAGAAAUCGCAAAUGUUUUACAACAACUAGGUGCUAAUGAAACCGCUGUAGCCAGUAUUUUGGAACGCUGCCCGGAAGCUAUUGUCUGCAGUCCAACGGCUGUUAACGCCCAGAGAGAACUCUGGCAGUUGGUCUGCAAAAAUGAGCAAGAGUUAGUCAGGUUAAUAGAACAGUUUCCAGAAUCUUUCUUUACUGUUACAGACCAGGAAACUCAGAAGCUGAACAUUCAGUUCUUUCAAGAGUUGGGACUCAAAAAUGUGGUCAUUAGCAGGUUUUUGACAACUGCAUCUAAUGUUUUUCAUAAUCCUAUUGAGAAAAAUAAGCAAAUGAUAAGUAUUCUCCAAGAGAGUUACCUAAAUUUAGGUGGCUCCGAGGCCAACGUGAAAGUUUGGUUACUGAAAUUACUAAGCCAAAACCCAUUUAUUUUGCUGAAUUCUUCUGCAGCUAUAAAGGAAACACUAGAAUUUCUCCAGGAGCAAGGUUUCACAAACUCUGAUAUUCUCCAGCUUCUCUCCAAACUCAAAGGAUUUCUUUUUCACCUUUGCCCCAGAAGUAUACAGAACAGCAUUUCCUUCUCUAAAAAUGUUUUUAAAUGCACAGAUCAUGACCUGAAGCAAUUAGUUUUGAAAUGUCCUGCCAUUUUAUAUUAUUCUGUUCCAGUUUUGGAAGAGAGAAUUCAGGGAUUAUUGAAAGAAGGAAUUUCCAUAGCUCAGAUAAAAGAGACGCCAAUGGUUCUUGAAUUAACACCGCAGAUAGUACAGUACAGGAUAAAGAAACUGAAUUCCCUAGGCUAUAGAAUAAAGGAUGGACAUCUGGUAAAUCUAAGUGGAACAAAAAAAGAAUUUGAGGCUAACUUCGGCAAAAUUCAGGCCAAAAAAGGAAGGCCAUUGUUUAACCCUGUGGCACCAUUAAACAUUGAAGAGUAACUUGCAGACUGUGGCUGCUUUCUAGCAUUGCAGAGUGAAGCUGAGUAGCAGGGACUGGAGUCAGUUUGUAGGCACUAGUAAUUUUAAGAAACUGCUUAGCUUCUGAGUUGUCUUAAGUUACACCUGAGUAGACAAUCUCUGACUCACUUGCUGUAUUUUAAGAUAUAAACUGCAUUUAUUUUAAAGUUGGUAAUUUUGACUUUGAGCUAUUUCAAAAACUCCUAUACUAGUAAAUGGCACAUCAGAGUGAUA